GCCAAAAUCCCACGGGAGCAGAAGAAAGCGCGGAAUCCCUAACUCGAUGGCGUCCGGCAAGCGAUGCCAUUACGAGGUUCUGGGCCUGCACAUCGACUCCACCGCCGAUGAGAUUAGAUCGGCAUACCGAAAGCUAGCCCUCCAGCGCCACCCCGAUAAGCUUGUCCAGUCCGGUUUGUCGCCGGCGGAUGCCACGGCUCAGUUUCAAGAGCUUCAGCACGCUUACGAGGUCCUCUCCGAUCCUAAGGAACGCGCCUGGUACGACUCUCACCGUUCCCAAAUACUUUUCUCUGAUGCCGCGUCGGUUAAUUCUAACUCUGUUGUUCCGAAUCUGUUUCCGUUUUUCUCCAAUACCGUUUAUUCUGGCUAUUCGGAUUCUGGACGAGGGUUUUACAAGAUCUAUUCUGAAAUUUUUGACAAAAUUUACGGAAAUGAGAUUAAUUUCGCCAAGAAAUUAGGAUUGCGUUUGGAUAUGGUUCGCGAAGCUCCGGUUAUGGGGAAUUUGGAUAGUCCGUACACGCAGGUGACUGCGUUUUAUAGUUACUGGCUUGGAUUUUGUACGGUUAUGGAUUUUUGUUGGGCUGAUCAGUAUGAUGUUAUGGCCGGUCCCAACCGGAAAUCGAGGAGGCUAAUGGAGGAGGAUAACAAGAAGCUGAGGAAGAAGGCAAAGAAGGAGUACAAUGAGACGGUGAGAGGUUUGGCUGAGUUUGUGAGGAAGAGGGAUAAGAGAGUGCUCGAUAUGGCCAUGAAAAGGAACUUGGAAAUGGAGAAGAAGAAGCAAGAGGAGAAAGAAAGGAAAAAAAGGUUAGAGAGGGAGAAGAUGGAGAAGCUUAGGGCAUAUGAGGAACCAGAUUGGGCAAAGGUUGAGGAGGUUGAGGACGAUGAGGAUGACGAGUUUGAGGAAGAGAAUAAGAGAGGGAAAGAGCUUUACUGUGUUUUGUGUGGGAAAAAGUUCAAGAGUGAAAAGCAGUGGAAGAAUCACGAGCAGUCGAAAAAGCACAAGGAGAAGGUUUCGGAGUUCAGAGAAACACUAGUCGAUGAGGGUGAAUCUGAAGAAUUUGUCGACGAAGUAGAAGUUGAAGAAGAAACGAUACUGCUGGAUGAUGGGAUGGAUAAACUAGGGGAGCAGUUCAAGGAGAGUUUUGAUAUUGAAGGAGAAGAAACACUAAGUGGGGCAGAACUUAGUGGGAGUGAAAACAACGAUAUUCAUGAAGGUGAUAGAACAGAUACGGGUGCUGAGGCACAAGGAUCCAAUGACGAUGAAACCGAUGUUCUUGAAGCAAUGGCAGCUGGUCUCCGAAAUAGAAAAAACGCAGCUUCAGUGAAUCAGCAUAAAGCUUCUCCAGUCAAAGCUCAGGUCGAAAAUGAGAAUGACGAGCGUAAUCCAGCGGAUUAUGAUAAUGGUAGGAGGGGAAGAAAAAGUCGUCGAGCCAAAAAGAAGGGCAAGGGAAAUGAUGAAGCUAUGAAUGAAUUAGAUUCACAAAAUGAGAAAAUCAAUGGAGAUGAUACAUCACAUCAGCAGGAUUCUCCUUCCCAGUUGCUGGCAAACAACGAAAGUAGCGAUAAGGGGGCCAGUGAAUUGGCAAAAGAACGAAAGAUUUUGAGUAAACCUGCUGAUCGGAAGGCGGUCGUGCAGAAUGACACAAAGAUCAACUCUAGGCAUUCAUCUAAAGGAAAGAAAUCCAAGGCAACAUCAAAGGAUUCUGGCAAUUUAUGCGCAACGUGUGGAGAGCAGUUUGAAUCAAGGAAUAAACUGCAUAAGCAUUUGGGAGCCACAGGACAUGCUGCGUUAAAAUAUUGAUAUCAUCGAUUUUUUGACCUUUAACAAGAUUUUGAAGCUAGUUCUGUACCACAUUGGGUGAGAUUUCAAUUAUUUAGGGACGGCAUGAGUUGCAGGAUGCGAUUCCAUGGCUAGCCAAGUAAUGAAUAUAAUAGCGUUUACAGAUUGUUGUCUAUCCAGGAAGGUUUUUUUUUUUUUUUUU
This is a messenger RNA of Cucurbita maxima (winter squash), 1982 nucleotides long. RefSeq names its product DNAJ protein JJJ1 homolog. Gene Ontology annotation, molecular function: nucleic acid binding; zinc ion binding. The transcript has 3 exons. NCBI's taxonomy places the organism in Eukaryota, Viridiplantae, Streptophyta, Magnoliopsida, Cucurbitales, Cucurbitaceae. The coding region runs from base 47 to 1801 and encodes 584 amino acids. The record is from RefSeq and is a predicted model, not a curated record.